GUUAAUUAAGACUUGUAUCUAUGCUUUGCCUACUCACUUCGGCAGCGAGUUGUCAGUCGAACUUGUUGCAAAUAACAAGUGUUGUUUUAAAUUUUCGCUUUAAAAUGUUCGUUCAUGAUAAUUACGUGCGUGGUAACGAAAACAUACAAGUACCGGCGCACUUGAAUUUCGGAAAAUACAUACUAGACAAGAUUAAACUGAGAAAUGAUGAAAUAGCUUUGGAAAACUCAGACACUGGUGAAAAACUAACAUACAAGGAAUUUACACAAUACGCCGUCAAUCUAUCCACUCUCCUGACAAAGUUAGGGGUCGGGCGAGGCGACACGGUUGCAGUGGGAUCGGAAAAACGCAAUGAAUUUGUUCCAACCGUUCUUGGGAUCGUGUUCACUGGUGCGACAUACACCCCUUAUGAUUUAAAGAGUGGCAGAGCUGCAUUAAAACACAAGCUAUCCGUGGCAAAACCAAAAUAUUUUAUAUGCUCGCACACAUUUUGGACAAUGUAUAGCGACAUAUUAAAAAGUUUUGACUGCAUACACAAAUUGUUCACAUUGGACGAUGCAAUGGACGAUGGAGUUUCAAUAAAAAGCUUGAUAUUGAGCGAUGUUGACGUAAAUCGAUUCGAGCCAGCGUCUGUACACGGCCAGAUAGAUACGGCUUUCAUUUUGUAUUCUUCGGGAACCACCGGCAUGCCGAAAGGUGUUCAGUUGACACACUUAAAUUGCAUUCUAAAUAGUUUACCGGAUGAUUUUAGCGAUGAAUCUCUCAAAACGGCCUUCCUGUUUGGAGAGUGGUAUCAUAAUUACGAUACUUUCAUGACAUAUAAGUUUUUGGCACUCGGAAGAAAAAUUGUUUAUGUAAAUCAUGCCACCCCUGAAUCGUUUCUUAAAAGCGUUGAAAAUAACCAAGUAAACAUCGCAUUUGUGGUUCCAUCUCUCGUUGGUUACUUAUCGAAAGCUGACGAUGCUGAGAAGUACAACCUUAGUUCACUUCACACAAUUUAUUCUCGUUCAUCGCCUCUUCACAGCAAAACUAUAAAAACAGUCAAAUCUAGGUUUCCAAAAUUGAAAAAUAUUUUACAAGGGUACGGAAUGACAGAAGCGGGUGAGCUGACUUCCGAAAGCUGGGGAACAAAAGGCUCUAAACUAGGCAGUGUCGGUAUGGCUUCCCCGGGAAUCACUUUGAAGGUUGUAGACUCAGAAACCCGCAAAAUUCUGGGUCCAAACGAGCGUGGUGAAAUUUGCCUUAGAGGCCCCGUCUUUAUGAAGGGUUACGUAGGAGUAGAUCCUUCAAUUUAUUUAGAUGAGGAGGGCUUCUUCAAAACUGGUGACUUAGGGUAUUACGACGAAGACAGAUAUUUUUAUAUUGUUGAUAGAAUGAAAGAAAUCAUCGUUUAUGAUGGUUACAAGGUCGCGCCUUUAGAGUUGGAGACAAUACUGCAGUCACAUCCAGAGGUUUAUGAGGCCGGUGUGGUUGGGAAACCAGUGCCUGAUUAUGGUGAAGAACCAACCGCCUUCGUUGUUAGACAACCAGGUUCUAAUGUUACUGAGAAAGAAUUAAUUGAUUAUGUUUCUACGGAGGUUCCACCUUAUAUGCAGUUAAGAGGUGGAGUUAACUUCAUUGAAAAAUUGCCAAGAAAUCCUAGAGGAAAGAUUUUGCGCCAUCAGCUAAGAAAUAUGUUAAAUUAAAGUGCAUAUUCCCGUGCCGUUAAUAUUAACGCCGAUAUAAACGUGAGAUAGCAAAUCUCUUUUUAGAUAUUUACCAGAUAUAUACUAUGUAUAAUAAUUAUACCUAUGGAUAAGUUAUGAACUCUAAAUAAUAGCAGACUAUUAAAUUCCUUACACAAAUGUUUACCUAAACUUAAAUAAAACCAUACCUACGUUAUCCCUAAAGAUGUAGUAUGAAGUGGACUUAAUCAGAGGACCCACUCGUCGAUUUUAUUUUAGCAGCUUUAUAUUUUUUUUAUGGUGAGAAAUCGGAAUCAAACCCAGGAACUCGACAGACUCAUAACCACGAUUAACAACGAAGACAAUAUCCGAAAA
Messenger RNA from Manduca sexta (tobacco hornworm), 2039 nucleotides. RefSeq names its product luciferin 4-monooxygenase. The transcript is spliced from 9 exons. Gene Ontology annotation, molecular function: long-chain fatty acid-CoA ligase activity. Gene Ontology annotation, biological process: long-chain fatty acid metabolic process; fatty-acyl-CoA biosynthetic process. NCBI's taxonomy places the organism in Eukaryota, Metazoa, Arthropoda, Insecta, Lepidoptera, Sphingidae. Bases 21 to 1685 code for a protein of 554 amino acids. The record is from RefSeq and is a predicted model, not a curated record.